CAGCGAGAAAUUCUACAGAUGCUGGCGAUCUUGAGUAACGCACAGAAAACGCUCGCGGACCUCAGAAACUGAGGCAGCAUCUAUAAAGGGGAAUAAACUGAUGAAAAGUCCCGGCCCGAAGUAUCAACUGUUUCCUCGAGCUCGCCUGCCGGCUCGGAGUAAGUAAUCCGCCCUCAUGUGAGCUCCGACCAAUGAGCUUGUCCCUCAUGUGAGCGCUGACAAUGGGCUUGUCCCUCAUGUGAGCGCUGACAAUGGGCUUGUCCCUUAUGUGAGCGCUGACCAAUGGGCUUGUCCCUUAUGUGAGCGCUGACCAAUGGGCUCGUCCCUCAUGUGAGCGCUGACCAAUGGGCUCGGCCAAACGUGAGCUCCGCCUCCACACGUGUCCUGACGGGAGGUCGGCGGUGCGGCGUGUUCCGAUUUCUGUUCCCACAGACGCGGCCUGACCGGCAGCGUAUUCCCGGUCUCCGCUGUAUUAUUUUCAGAUUCCCACCAUUUGCUAAUUCAUUAGUUUCCUUGACUCAAUAUCCCGCUCACUCCGUCCCUGUGACUCUCCAUGCUCGUUAAUGGCGGCCCCGGUGCAGCGGCUGAGUCACCUUGCUUUCCAUGUCAGCAACAGCGAGCUCCUGGUCCGCUACUUGGUGCGGGCGUUCCGCUUCCAGCUGUGCGGCAGCCGCCAGACGCCGAGUGUUAGGCAGUCGCUGCUCAGGAAAGGUUCCGCCGUGUUCAUCGUUAACGAGAGCGCGGCCGGCCGGUGCUCGGGGCCGGAGAGCUUUCUGUACGACGCGGCUCCGGCGCAUGUGGUGGACACCGCUUGCAACGUGUCCUUCGAGGUGAAGGACGUGGAGCGGGCGACGCUCAGCUUGAGCCGCCUCGGCUGCCGGGUUUUAGUGCCACCGAGCCCCGUGGAGGACGAGCUGGGUUCGGUCACUUACUCUGUGCUGGGGUCGGUGGUGGGUGAUGUCCGCCACACUCUCAUCGACCGCAGCAACUACUUCGGAGACUUUCUACCCGGUUUCGGACUGGGUCCUGCGGCUGCGGUCUUGGCUCGGGAGCAGGACGGCGAUCCGGUGGCAAUCACUCAUUUUGAUCACAUAACCUAUGCGUGCCCUCAAGGGCACUGCAACUACAUCAUGGACUGGUACCAGAGGUGCUUCGGCUUCCAGCGCUUCCUCAUUAACCGAAAUGAAAGUGUAGACAAUGGUUAUGUCAUUCAAGGGAAUGACAUUGGAUUGCGCUUGACUGCUAUGGAAUAUUGGAAAUGCAGUGAAGUUGGUAUGUCAAUCUCUACAAAUGAAGAAAAGAAAACGGACUGCAAGUUUGUGAUUGCUGAGUCCUUACCCCGUCAAGGUAAAAACCAAGUUGACACAUUUCUGGAGGAGCACCGUGGAGCAGGAAUACAGCAUGUGGGAUUGUACACCAGUGACAUAGUUUCUACCUGCAAAUCUCUUGUAGACGCCGGAGUUCAAUUUUUUACCCCUCCUGCUACAUAUUACACAGAGAUUGACAAACAGCAAGAGAUCAUGAAAGUAGGAGAAGAUUCAGAGUUGCUUUCACGAUAUGGCAUUCUCCUCGAUUCGGAGGUUGAUGGUGAGCACUGUAAAGAAGAAGCUGAAUGUCACAGGCCAGAUGAUAACAAAAAUAGGUACCUCAUGCAAAUGUUUACAAAACCAAUAUUUUCUGAAGAGACUUUUUUUCUUGAACUCAUUGAGCGAAAAGGUGCCUCCGGAUUUGGAGAUGGGAAUAUCCGUGCACUGUGGAAAUCUGUUCAGACAGCUAUGGAUCAGCAUGAGGAGAAUAAAACCACAAAGGGAAUAUUGAUGAGGAAUGCAGGUUUGCUCUCAAGUUGAAGGUCUGCAAGUGACAGUUGGAAUCUAUCAGACCACAAUCCUCCUUUUGGCAUUGAAUUUCUAGGGUCUGCUUUCCAGAAGUAUGCAAUUGUACCAAAUAUUAAAUAUAAAUGUACUGUAACAGAUAUAUAUCAAGUUCAGAUAUGUCUUUGCAAAAUGAAAAAUUGCAAUGUGAAUCAAUUUCUAGGAAUUAAACCAUUUCAAGUUAAUAUUUCUGUAAUUUUUUCUACUGAUGUUGGUAACAUUUCCAAAUUGAUCUUGAUGUAUAAUUUCAAAGUUCAUUCCUUUUUCACACUUUCAAAAGAUUUAGUUCGAAGCUCAUCAACCUCAGGAAUAAAUCAGAACAGUGAGGAACGGUUGCGUUUCCAGAGAUACCAUGCUUUAGAUGACAUUUUGGAAGAAAAAUGUACAAUUCAAAUGAUGCCACGGUCAAUUCAGAGGAAGAGCUUUCACUAUAUUUACUAAUAUCGCUUUCAAUUUAGUAUGGCCUAUUCACUGCCUGAUGUUUGUGUAUUCGGACUCGAUAAACAUUCUUCCAUACUUUGCAACAGAGGGCAAAUCCAGGGUUCUGAAAGGCACAACAUCAAUCCGGGUUUUAUUGAUGUGCGAUAGGGUCAACUUCCAUGUCCAGAUAUACAAGUCCGUUACAUCUGUAGAUUUGCAUUGGUGGAAUUUUCAGUUUUAAUUGGAAAUAGAGGCAAGGGGAAUUGCACUCCAAUAUUAAGUAAACGUGUAUACAGGUACCUUAAAAUUCUUGUACAUUUCCUUGUAGAAGUUUGAAAUGAAAUUAAUUCUAUCCAUGUAGUGAUGGUAAAACUGCUUUUCAGUUUGUACAACAGCAGCAGAUAAAACAAUCCUUUUUUACUUUGUGGUUUUAUAAUUGGAAUCAAACUAGAGAUUAUAUCAGUGAAGAAUAUUGAAUAAAUGCAUACUAUAAUUUGCUUAUCAUUUUUGUUGUAAAUUGAUGUAAUUUGAUAUUACCAUAUUUUUCCCUUUUGGAGAACAUUUUUUUUCAAUGUAUGUGCCUUUGCCUUUAAGACAGAGGGUUAUAGCUAGUGCAUCCUGAUUUUAGUCCCUUUAUCUUGAAAUGCACUGAAUAUGAAUUGGUUUGAAUUAAAAAAUAUUUUAAAUAGGGCAUUGUAAUUCUGUAACUUGAAAAUCUUUAAAGAUAGAUCAGUAAGAAUAUGUUAUGGUAUGCUGCACAUUUUAUUGGAUUGUAACAGUUCUAACAAAUUGCAAAUGGGACUAGCUCAGGAAGGAAGACACCUUAGCAUAGACAAGUUGAGCUGAAGGGGUUUUUAUUAGCUCUGUAUAUCACUGACUGUUUAUAAGUUUUUGAAAUUUGUAUCUUAGUUUUAAUCGUGUUUUUCCAGUGACUCAUUAUAUUUUUACUUUGUAUAAUUUGCACAGAUUUUUAAUAAGAUUUUUGUUUAUUAUUUACUUAGGUGACCAUCUGUUAAUCAAAUAAACACAUUUGGCAAAAAAUAGAUGAGUGAA
Molecule: messenger RNA, 3344 nt
Organism: Mobula hypostoma (lesser devil ray)
Lineage: Eukaryota; Metazoa; Chordata; Chondrichthyes; Myliobatiformes; Myliobatidae
Gene: hpdl
Product: 4-hydroxyphenylpyruvate dioxygenase-like
Exons: 5
Coding region: 564-1847 (427 amino acids)
Biological process (GO): aromatic amino acid metabolic process
Molecular function (GO): 4-hydroxyphenylpyruvate dioxygenase activity
Source: RefSeq, a predicted model, not a curated record